AUGAGUCAUGAAGAUCCACUUACUCUUAUGAGGUUGAUUAAGGGAAUGUAUCACAACUUCGAGCUCGACCCGCCUAAUGCCAAGGACUAUGAUUAAGAAGGAGUAGAGCUUUUCAACGAUUUGCACUCAGAGUUUGUUAAGAGAGGUUUUGAGAAACUGCCUAAAGGAAUGUCUGGCCUUGAUAGUGGAUAACCUUGGUUUAUUUAUUGGCUCACUGAAGCCUUAGAAGUAUUAAAUCAGGAAGGAUUCGAGUUGAAUGCUGAGUAAAAAUCAAGGUGCGUGGAAUAUCUUAGGAAAUGUCACAACUCAGAAUAAGGUGGAUUCGCAGGUGCUCCAUAUCACUAAAGUCAUUUAGCUUCAUCCUAUGCUGCAGUUUUAGCUAUUGUAAAUAUUGGCACUCAGGAAGCCUUCAAUAUCAUAGAUGUUGAAGCAAUGAGAAGAUACUUGAAAAGUAUCAAGAAUAACUACAGAUAUGAAAACUAAGGAUAGAGAUCAGGCUGGAACUUGAUUGAUCAAAAUGGAGAUCUGCUUAAACCAACUAAAGUGUCUGAAGUAAUUGCGAGUUUGCCCGGAAGUGUAGAAAUUCACAUCAAUGGAGAAAUUGAUAUGAGAGGAGUAUAUUGCGCUAUGGUCAUCGCAGACAUCUUGAACCUCAAGGACGAGGAAUUCACUAGAGGAGUGGGAGAUUUUGUUGCCUCAUGCUAAACUUAUGAGGGAGGCAUAUCUUGUGUCCCACUAGGUGAAGCUCAUGGAGGUUAUACAUUCUGUGGACUAGCUGCACUUGUGAUUUUAAAUGAAACUCACAAAUUGAAUCUCGACAGAUUAAUUGAUUGGCUUGCUUAAAGACAGUUAACUGAGGAGGGUGGAUUUAAUGGUCGUAUAAACAAGCUUGUUGAUUCUUGCUAUAACUUCUGGCAAGGUGCCUCAUUUGAAUUAUUUGAUAUUGCUCUUAAGGGUAAUGGCAAUGUAAAUGGUGAACUUCUUUUCAAUCAGGAAGCACUUUAAGCCUAUACAGUAAUAUGCUGUCAAGAAAAAAAUGGUGGCUUGAAGGAUAAACCUACUAAGACUCCAGAUUAUUAUCACACUUGCUACGCUGCUUCAGGCAUGUCAAUCGCAUAGCAUCUAAGUGACUAUGAGUCCCUUCACUCUGGAAUAGAGGGUAAAGAUAUUAGUGCAACUUUCAAUGGUAACUAUAAUUAGCUAUCAAGUUAAUCUAAAGAAGGAGAGGAGUUUAAAUCAUCAGAGUAGUAGGAUUCCUAGAAGCCAGCUACUCAAGACAAGAAAAUAUACAUUAGUGGAAUAGAACAGAGCUAGUUAAGAAGAAUCAAUCCAAUCUUUAACACUAGAUAUGACUUUGUUGCUAAAGCAAAAGCUUACUACAAAUAAAAAUCUUAAUGA
Stylonychia lemnae is the source of this 1398-nucleotide messenger RNA. The record is from the annotation of a GenBank genome assembly. Lineage: Eukaryota; Ciliophora; Spirotrichea; Sporadotrichida; Oxytrichidae.